AAAAAGAAAAAUGAUGAUCACUCUAAUUUCUCAGUUUCUACUUAUUGUACGUUCCUAUCCGCGCUAAAGUGCAUCUCAUUAAAUGCUGUAAAAUACUGUUAAAAGUUUACUUUAGAGCGGUCCCUGACUGACUGAGCUAGAGGUAUUUGCAGCAAGGAUUUUUACAUAGAAUAUUAUAUUCAAAGGAGGUUGUUUUUUUGUAAAGAAAUUUCAACCCUAACCAGUUGGAUAUGUUAUGAAAAAUGGAAGAAGAAAACCAACAAUCAUCCAUAAUUUUUAAAGUGUUUUCAUUGUACAAGAAAUAUGGAGACAAUGAUUAUUUGGGAGAACCAGUCAACCAACUAGAACAUGCAACCCAGUGUGCUAUGUUGGCAGAGAAAGAGGGCUAUUCAGUUGAAGUGAUACUUGGUGCGUUUCUGCAUGACAUAGGACAUCUAGUAGGAAAGGACAAUAAUUUAGAAGAUAUGGUAACUGACGGCGUGAUAAUUGGUACCCAAGAUCAUGAUAAAGUUGGAGAAAUCUUCUUAAAAGACCUAGGAUUUCCAAAGGCUAUCACAGAUUUCGUUCGAGGUCACGUUUCGGCGAAAAGAUAUCUUGUCGCAAAGAAACCUGGAUAUUAUGAUCAGUUAUCGAGUGCAAGCAAAAUGACGCUAGUACAUCAAGGUGGCCCAAUGAGUGAAGAUGAGGCAACGACAUUUGAAAAGUUGGAGAAUUUUGAAGCAAUCCUGAGAAUGAGAAGUUGGGAUGAACAAGCCAAAAUUGAGAAUAUGGUUAUUGAUCCACUUGACAAAUACGAGGCUAUGUGUAAGACUUACUUAAAUAAUCUAAAAAUAUCCGUGUAAAAUCAUAGAAACAAUAUGCACCAAUACAUGAUUAAUGAAACACUAUUAUGGAUUAGCAAAUAGAAUAAUUUACCUAUUUAUAUUGUAUUGAAUUUUAUGCUAUCUCUGUAAAUAAGAAUAAUUUGUAAUCUAUCAAAAAA
Dendronephthya gigantea is the source of this 982-nucleotide messenger RNA. Its product is annotated as 2-amino-1-hydroxyethylphosphonate dioxygenase (glycine-forming)-like. The transcript has 6 exons. The record is from RefSeq and is a predicted model, not a curated record. The coding region runs from base 243 to 842 and encodes 199 amino acids. Lineage: Eukaryota; Metazoa; Cnidaria; Anthozoa; Malacalcyonacea; Nephtheidae.